Messenger RNA from Oryzias melastigma (Indian medaka), 928 nucleotides. It is a transcript of the gene mettl21a, whose product is annotated as methyltransferase like 21A. Gene Ontology annotation, cellular component: cytoplasm; cytosol. Lineage: Eukaryota; Metazoa; Chordata; Actinopteri; Beloniformes; Adrianichthyidae. Gene Ontology annotation, molecular function: protein-lysine N-methyltransferase activity. The transcript has 3 exons. The record is from RefSeq and is a predicted model, not a curated record. Gene Ontology annotation, biological process: peptidyl-lysine methylation. Bases 211 to 867 code for a protein of 218 amino acids.
GUAGCUGAAGGCCACGCCUCUACGCUAUGGCCGUUCAGGGAAAGAAAAAAAAACCUUGACAGUUGUACUAAGAUUUGAUUGGUCGUCGUCAUCAAUGCUUUAACGUGAUUGGCUAAUAUCUAGACUCGCUCCUCGCCGGGUGAGCCCUCUCUCUCGCAGGCACGCUGGUGUCUAAAUGUUCACUGAGCGUCGUUUUUGUUUACCUACAACAUGGCUCUUGUUCCGUACGAGGAAAACCCCCUCCCGGCGCUUUCCAAACUCCACAAUUCAACUGCGCAGUUCCGCUUCGCCGACCGUGACUUGAGUCUUUCCCAGGACUGGAGGAAGCUCGGGGUUGCGGCAGUCGUGUGGGACGCGGCAGUUGUCAUGUGCAUGUAUCUGGAACUCGGAAAAGUGGAGCUGAAGGGGAAGCGGGUCAUUGAGUUGGGGGCUGGUACUGGACUGGUGGGCAUCGUUACUGCUCUGCUGGGUGCUCAGGUGACCAUUACUGACAGAGCGCCCGCCCUGGACUUCCUGUCAGCCAACGUAAAGGCUAACCUACCACCGGAUUCUCAGGACUCAGCAGUGGUUUCAGAGCUCACCUGGGGUGAGGGACUCGAACAUUACCCAGCCGGGGGCUUCGACCUGAUACUGGGAGCAGAUAUCGUCUACCUGGAGGACACUUUUGCGUCACUACUGCGAACUCUGUUACACUUGUGUCAUGACUCAACGGUUGUGUUGCUGUCCUGUAAGAUCCGCUACGAGCGAGACACGCGUUUUCUACGUAUGCUCGAGGAGGUCUUUGUGGUUGAGGAGGUUCAUUUCAAUCAAGAAAGAGACAUCCACGUUUACAAAGCCUCCAAACGGCAACUCAAGGGCGAAUUAUGACCCUUAUAUUCUUAUGUUGAAACAAGUUUUUUUUAUUAAAUGCAACCCUCAUACAAACCAA